AGGAAACACAAUUCUACAGCUAAAAUGGCGCAGGAGCAACAGCAGGAAACAACACAGGGAGAGAUGGAGGGUGAGUGAAACAACAUCAAAACGAAAGAUGACAGAAAUCUAACCUGCUUCGGCUAGUAACGCAUUGUUAUUUAUGGAGGUGUAAUGUGAUUGUUAGGCAAUCUAGUGAUAGCAGUUGAGGAACAAGUUGCUUGCAUGAAUAUGAGAGAGCAAUGGGGGCGGCCAAAGCAUUCAAGUCACACACAAAGAAACGCAUUUUCGACCUGUAGUUUUUGGAGGAUGAAGGUGAUACCAUUAAGCAUUGUAUGUGACAUAAUGUAGUAUCUCAUUCACAGUAUAUUUUUGCCGGCUUUCAAUUGGUUGUCAAAUGUUUAUUGACGCCAUCACUGAAAUUGGAUAGUUGGCUAGUUAGCAAGCUUAGCUAGCUUGCUAACUAAUCAAUUCUAACUAGUUGUUUAAAAAUAUGGUCAGAUGCUGACAACAUGGUUGCACUUGCACCCCAAGUGAACCAGGUUUAAAACUUUUGAUUGGCAAUGGUAGACGGAUAUGUGAUGACAGAAUUUGCUUAAAAUACAUGGAUGUUGUCAUCAAUCUCAUGUUGUGGUAUAAAUUACGUAACCAGCAAUUUUUCCUAAAAAGUGUGAUUUUGCAAACAAGCUUCCAAUCGCUAUGUUGUGUUGACACAUAGCUACUCCAAUAACCAUUAUGUAAUAUAGCUAGUUCCCACAUUAAAUUCAGAAUUCGGGUUCACUUUUUUUUACAGCACCAUAGCACUUCACUCUCUGUGAAUGAACUGUCAUGUUAAUUGUUUACAAACUUCUAUGUUGUUGAUUUCUUCUCUCUAGCGGGAGGAGUAAACUGUCUUGCUUAUGAUGAGGCCAUUAUGGCUCAGCAGGACAGAAUUCAGCAGGAGGUGAGUUUACACUUGAAUAGGCAUUGAUCAUAUGUAGGCUAAGGUUUUGAAUUAGACUGACAUAAGUCUGCUGUGGAGAAGGUUGAACUGCACUGGAACUGCAUUCCUUUGCAUCACAUGAUUUUGAUCACCCUGUGUUUUUUGUUUUAUAUUGGUUUCUAUAAAUCCAUGAGUAUGAAACGUCUGUGCAUUAACGUGUGUGUGUGUCUAGAUCGCUACUAGCAUCCUUUUAGUGUCAGACCGACAGGAGCUGUCAGUAUUGCAGAGAGAGUAUGCUGCAGAAGACACCAUUUAUCAGCUCAAGAUCAAGGUCAGUAAAACCACACAAUUCUUGAAUUACAGGAUUUGAAUCUGCAUCACUUCAUACUGGUUUAAGGCGAAAGGGUUCCUUACGACCACAAAACCAAUGAAGGUUAGAAAUGGUCACAUAAUGAUUGUAUUUACUUUGAAUAUUUCCCUGUUCUUUCCUUAGGAUUUACACAAAAAAUACUCGUAUAUUCGUAAGACGCGACCAGACGGGAACUGUUUCUACAGAGCUUUUGGCUUUUCACAUCUCGAAUCACUGCUAGAAGACAGCAAAGAGCUGCAGAGGUAACAUAACCAUAGUACAUAUAGCUCAUUGACGGUCAGUAAAGCAGACUAUGUAAUAUGAUAGAUGGAUGUAAUAUGAUUAGUGUUGCUGCAUUAAUAGGCACUGAAUACCGAUGCAAUGUUUUAUGUCUCUAUAGGUUCAAAGCAGUGGCAGCAAAGAGCAAACUGGACCUGGUAAACCAGGGUUUCACUGAGUUCACCAUUGAAGACUUCCACAAUACUGUGAGUUGCUUCCCUCUUAUUGUACACCAUAUGAACAACAGUGACAGCUCACACACAUGACACAUACACUGAGUGUACAAGACAUUAUGAACACCUGCUCUUUCCAUGACAUAGACUGACCAUGUGAAAGCUAUGAUCCCUUAUUGAUGUCACUUGUUAAAUCCACUUCAAUCAUUGUAGAUGAAGGGGAGGAGACAGGUUAAAGAAAGAAUUUUAAGCCUUGAGACGAUUGAGAUGUGUGCCAUUGAGGGUGAAUGGGCAAGACAAAAUAUUUAAGUGCCUUUUGAACGGGGUACGGUAGUAGGUGCCAGGCGCACCGGUUUGUGUCAAGAACUGCAACGCUGCUGGGUUUUUCACCCUCAACAGUUUUCCGUGUGUAUCAAGAAUGGUCCACCACCCAAAGGGCAUCCAGCCAACUUGACACAACUGUGGGAAGCAUUUGAGUCAACAUGGGCCAGCAUCCCUGUGGAAGGCUUUCGACCAAUUGCAGAGUCCAUGCCCCAAGGAAUUGAGGCUGGUCUGGGGGCAACCUGGUCACAUAGACUAGACGUAACAUAGUAAAUGUCUAAUCUGGGACCCUCAAAUUAGUAUGACAUGUUACGUUUGGUAUGGUUACAUAAGAGAGAAGGGUACUUGUGCAAAAACGAAAGUAGGGUGGAUGGGUGGGCAUAUAACGCGUAAGUCUAGCAACCCAAAGGUUGCGUGUUCAAAUCUCAUCACGGACAACUUUAGCAUUUUAGCAACUUUGGAACUACUACUUGCUACUUUGCAACUACUUAGCAUGUUAGCUACCCCUAAUCUUAACCCUUUUAGCUAACACUAACAAAUUGGAAUUCGUAUCAUAUGUUUUGCAAAUUCGUAUCAUAUUGUACGAAUUGCAAUUCGUAACAUAUCAUACAAAAUGGAUGAUGGACGUCCACAAAUUUAAUACAUACCAUACGAAACGUAACAAAGCAUACUAAAUAGUGUCACGGAUUUACUUACAGAAUACUAUGAAAUGCUCUUAGACCAGGAUGAGGGGGGUGUGCGCAACUCAAUAUUAGGAAGGUGUUCUUAAUGUUUUGUACACUCUGUGUAUACAGUGCAUUCAGAAAGUAUUCAGACCCCUUGACUUUUUCCACAUUUUGUUAUGUUACAGCAUUAUUCUAAAAUUGAUUAAAAUUAUCAGGUUGGAUGGGGAGUGUUGACGAACAGCUAUUUUCAAGUCUCUCCAGAGAUGUUCGAUUGGGUUCAAGUCUGGGCUCUGGCUGGGCCACUCAAGGACAUUCAGUAACUUGUCCCGAAGCCACUCCUGCGUUGUCUUGGCUGUGUACUUAGGGUUGUUGUCCUGUUGGAAGGUGAACCUUUGCCCCAUUCUGAGCUCCUAAGCGCUCUGGAGCAGGUUUUCAUCAAGGAUCUCUCUGUACUUUUCUCUGUUCAUCUUUCCCUCGAUCCUGACUAGUCUCCCAGUCCCUGCCGCUGAAAAACAUCCCCACAGCAUGAUGCUGCCACCACCAUGCUUCACUGUAGGGAUGGUGCCAGGUUUCCUCCAGAUGUGACGCUUGGCAUUCAGGCCAGAGAGUUCAAUCUUGGUUUCAUCAGACCAGAUAAUCUUUUUUCUCAUGGUCUGAGAGUCCUUUAGGUGCCUUUUACUGAGGAGUGGCUUCCGUCUGGCCACUCUACCAUAAAGCCCUGAUUGGUGGAGUGCUGCAGAGAUGGUUCUCCUUCUGGAAGGUUCUCCCAUCUCCACAGAGGAACUCUGAAGCUCUGUCAGAGUGACCAUCGGGUUCUUGGUCACCUCCCUGACCAAGGCCCUUCUCCCCCGAUUGCUCAGUUUGGCCGGGAGGACAGCUCUAGGAAGAGUCUUGGUGGUUCCAAACUUCUUCCAUUUAAGAACGAUGGAGGCCACUGUGUUCUUGGGGACCUUCAAUGCUGCAGAAAGUUUUUGGUACCCUUCCCCAAAUCUGUGCCUCGACAAAAUCCUGUCUCUGAGCUCUACGGACAAUUCCUUCAACCUUUUUUUUUUUUUUUUUUGCUCUGACAUGCACUCUCAACUGUGGGACCUUAUAUAGACAUGUUUGUGCCUUUCCAAAUCAUGUCAAAUCAAUUUAAUUUACCACAGGUGGACUCCAAUCAAGUUGUAGAAACAUCUCAAGGAUGAUCAAUGAAAACAGGAUGCACCUGAGCUCAAUUUAGAGUCCCAUAGCAAAGGGUCUGAAUACUUAUGUAAAUAAGGUAUUUCUGUAUUUUAAAAAAAUAAUACAUUGUCAAAAAUGUCUAAACCUGUUUUCGCUUUGUCAUUAUGUUGUAUUGUGUUUUAUUUAAUCAAUUUUAGAAUAAGGCUGUAACGUAACAAAAUGUGGAAAAAGGAAAGGGGUCUGAAUACUUUCCGAAUGCACUGUAUUGAACAACUUUAAGUCACUUCACAUAAAGGCAUCACCAAACUGACCAUUAUUGUUUAUUCUUCCCAUAGUUCAUGGACCUGUUGGAGCUGUGUGAGAAGCAGCCAGGCCUCAGUGAGCUGCUGGGCUCCUUCAGAGACCAGAGCGUGUCAGACUACAUUGUGGUGUACCUGCGGUUGCUCACUUCAGGCUACUUGCAGAGGGAGCACGGUUUCUUCCAGCACUUCAUCGAGGGGGGACGCUCUGUCAGGGAGUUCUGUCAGCAGGUGGGUUCCUUAUUAUGGAAGAUCAGAGAAUAAGGGAGAUAUACAGUGCCUUCAGAAAGUAUGCAUACCCCUUGACAUUUUCCACAUUUUUGUUGUUACAGCCUGAAUUCAAAAUUGAUUAAAUAUACACACAGUAGCCCAUAAUGACAAAGUGAAAACAUGUUGUUAGAAAAUGUUGCUAAUUUAUUAAAUUAAAUACAGAAAUAUCUAAUUUACAUAAGUGUUCACAUCCCUGAGUCAGUGUAUAUUAGAAUCACCUUUGGCAGCGAUUACAGCUGUGAGUCUUUCUGGUUAAGUCUCUAAGAGCUUUGCACACCUGGAUUGUACAAUAUUUUCACAUUAUUCUUUUAAAAAUUCCUCAAGCUCUGUCAAGUUGGUUGUUGUUCAUUACUAGACAGCCAUUUUCAAGCAGAUUUAAGUCAAAACUAUAACUAGGCCAUUCAGGAACAUUCAAUGUUGUCUUGGUAACCAGUGUAUAUUUGGCCUUGUGUGUUAGGCUUUUGUCCUGCUGAAAGGUGAAUUUGUCUCCUAGUGUCUGUUGGAAAGCAGACUAAAUCAGGUUUUCCUAUAGGAUUUUGCCUGUGCUUAGCUCUAUUGUGUUUCUUUUUAUCCAAAUAAAUUCCUAGUCCUUGCCAAUGACAAGCAUACCCAUAACAUGAUGAAGCCACCACCAUGCUUGAAAAUAUGAAGCAGUACUCAGUAAUGUUGUGUUGGAUUUGCCCCAAACACAAUGCUUUGUAUUCAAGACAUAAAGUUAAUUUCUUUACCAACAUUUUUCAGUUUACUUCAGUGCCUUUAUUGCAAAAAGGAUGCAUGUUUAGGAAUAUUUUUAUUCUCUACAGGCUUCCUUCUUUUCACUCUGUCAUUUAGGUUAGGAUUGUGGAGUAACUCCAAUGUUAUUGAUCCAUCCUCAGUUUUCUCCUAUCACAGCCAUUGGCUUCAUGGUGAAAUCCCUGAGUGGGUUUCUUCCUCUCCGGCAACUGAGUUAGGAAGGACACCUGUAUCUUUGUAGUGACUGGGUGUACUGAUACACCAUCCAAAGUGUAAUUACUAACUUCACUACGCUCAAAGGGAUAUUCAAUGUCUGCUUUUUUAAGUUUUUGCCCAUCUACCAAUGGGUGCCCUUCUUUGCGAGGCAUUGGUAAACCUCUUUGGUCUUUGUUGUUGAAUCUGUGUUUGAAAAUCACUGCACGACUGAGGGACCUUACAGAUAAUUGUAUGUGUGGAGUACAGAGAUGAGGUAGUCAUUCAAAAAUGCACACUUACUAUGUGACUUGUUAAGCACAUUUUUACUCCUGAAAGUAUUUAGGCUUGCCAUAACAAAUGGGUACAAUACUUAUUGACUUAAGACAUUUCAGCUUUUCAUAUUUUAUUAAUUUAUAAACAUUUCUAAAACAUAAUUCCACUUUGACAUAGGGUAUUAUGUGUAGGCCAGUGACACUAUCAAUUUAAUCCAUUUUAAAUUCAGGCUGUAACACAACAAAAUGUUGAAAAAGUUGAGGGGUGUGAAUACUUUCUGAAGGCACUGUAUUGCUGAGGAUGUUAAAGGCAAUAAACUAGAGCUCAAGUUGCCUGGAAACCUGACUUUGAAUUGCAUUGAAUUCUAUGUCAGGCAGAAAUUAGCGUUUGAAUCAGGAAAGUUUCCUCCCUCGACCUAUACAAGCCAGAAUGUUGAAUAUAAUUAUAUUUUCAAGUACUUUACCGGUUGUCCGUGCGGUUGGUCCUUUUGGCGGUAGGAAUAAGACACUAUAUCCACAGGAAAGUAGAAUUGCUUCAGGUGAUAGAAUUCUGAACACACUACCAGCGCUUUGAAAAGUUUAUGUAAUUCUACUUUCCUGUGGAUAUAGUCUCACAUUCCUACCGCCAAAAGGACCAACCGCACGGACAACCGGUAAAGUACUUGAAAAUAUAAUUCUAUUCAACAUUCUGGCUUGUAGAGGUCGUGAGAGGAAACUUUCCUAAUUCAAAUGCUAAUUUCUGCCUGAUGUAGAAUUCGAUGCAAAUCGACUUCGGGUUCCAGGCAAGAGCUCAAGUAUUUGAUUACAUAUGGUUUAGAACAAGUCUGAUCGUAUAAUUGCUUUUGAAUUAGUCCGAAUGAGCUGGAAAAUGUAUGCUAUCGUCUUGUACUCUUGAUUUUUCUUGCAAAUGCACAUUCCAGUAUCAUCCUGAGUUUUUUUUGUCUUGCAUAACAAGUCCCCAAACUCAAACACUUCGAUUGUCCUCUGUGUGUUUACUAUCCAGGAGGUGGAGCCCAUGUCUAAAGAAAGUGACCAUAUCCACAUCAUCGCCUUGGCCCAGGCCUUGAACGUGUCCAUUCUAGUGGAGUAUAUGGACCGGGGUGAUGGGGGGCACCGUCAACCACCACGUCUUUCCUGAAGGCAGCGAGCCUCGUGUCUUCCUUCUCUAUAGACCCGGCCACUACGACAUCUUGUACAAAUAACUACCUGCUGUUUAGAAAAUCCCCCCCAUGUCCUUUUCUACUGCUGUAGUGGCAGUGGAGAAAUAUUUCAACCGCCACAUUGAUGCAUACAUGUGUGUACGAAGAUUACACUAUGGUAUCUGAGAAAAAAAAACAAUCACAUUAUACAGCCACCUUCUCCCUCCCCUUCACUCCAUAUAUUCCCCUCAUCACAGAACAGUGAAAUAAAAAAACAAAAAUUUACAAAAAAAUAGCAGUGACUCCAGAUGUUUAGUUGUACAGUUUUUUCUUUCUUUUGUGGUUGUAAAUGUUAUCAAAUUGCUUUUUUUUGUUGGAUUGUUUUCCUUUGUUACACUGCGUUUUAUUAAAGGUAUUUACAUCUUA
Molecule: messenger RNA, 7185 nt
Organism: Coregonus sp. 'balchen'
Lineage: Eukaryota; Metazoa; Chordata; Actinopteri; Salmoniformes; Salmonidae
Source: the annotation of a GenBank genome assembly